AUGUUUCAGCAACAUCCAAAUUAUAUUCAAUCAAAUAACAUUUAUUCACAAGAACAACAACAACAACAGCAACAGCAACAACAACAGCAACAUAUUACAAGUACCACCAAAGAUAACAACAACUACAUGAAUUAUAACAACUACAACAACAAUAGUCAUCAUCAUCAUCAUCAUGUCAAUGAAUAUGAUGACUCUGGUAAUAUGGUUAUAGAUAUGAAUGCUUUAGUUCCUAAUCCAGGAUCAACUUCAUACAUUAACUCAUCUUAUGACGAUAACAGCAAUAACAGUAAUGAAAGUGAUCUUGAAAAUUCCGAUAUUAGUGCUCAACAUAGUUUUUCUUCCAUUAAUAAUUCAAUAUUACAAGAUCAGAACAAUAAUUAUUAUUAUGAUGAUGAUUCAACACCAAAAUUAAAUAUGAAUAGUAGAUAUGAAAAUGAUCCAACACCUAUUGUGGAUAACAACGGAUUCGUACACGAACAACAGCAACAACAACAACAACAUCUACAAGUACAAGGACAAGGACAAGGACAGCAGCUACUGACUGCAGGGUUACCUCAACAAGAAUUAAGUUCUAAAUUCAAACGAUUAUCAGUUGCUAUUCUCAAUACAAGAACAUCAGGUGAUUCACAUCAAUUUAUGAAUUCUUUUCAACAGAAUAUAGAACGAGCAAAUAAAUCAUCUUCUGAGGAAUUUACAUCUGGUCGUACUAGUAAAUAUUAUCAAAAGAUUUAUCAAGGACCAGAAAGUAAUGAAUCGAGUGACAAUCAUGGAAAUAAUGCUUAUGCUCAUAGAACAUCUGCAUCUGAUAUUAGUUCAAUCAGCACCGGAGGAUCUAGUAUUCGUAGUAUGGAAUCUCAUGAAGGACUGAGUAACGAAUCUUCAACAGGAUUUACAUUUCUUCCAGCAUCAUACAAUCUUCGUGGAAAUAGACUCUCCCCUGAUAAACAUACUCUGGAUGAAGUUCCUGUUCGAAAAGAUUUAUUAGAAAAAGUUGAUCAUUAUCCCGAUUCAAGAGUUCAUGAAUUAUCCGAACAAGAAAAGAUUAAAUUAUUUAUUGCAACCAAAGGUGAUAUCAAAUUAGCUGAUCAAAAUGGAUUGAAUAUCAUUUAUCAAUCCGAUGAAGAAACUAGAUCAAUGGAAAGUGAAUCCAUGGAUGAAGGUGAACAAAAUGCCGCAAAAGUUGCCAGAGCAGCUUAUGAAAUUGCGUCAGUUGCAGCACAAGAAUUACAAGAAGAAGAUUUAUCAUCAUUAUUUAUUCGUGCAUUACAUCCAUUUGAUUCAGCUACAUUACAAUCUGAAUCGGAUGCUUCUAUUUGUUUAUCAUUUGAAAAGGAUGAUUUAGCAUUUGUUCAUACUAUUGAUGAAUCAGGAUGGGGUGAAGUUACAUUAAUUGAAUCAUUACAACGUGGUUGGAUCCCCAUGAAUUAUUUCAAAAUGGCAAUUGCUGAUGAAGAUGAUUUAGAUGAUGAUGAUGAAUCAAGGAUUCCAAAUUGCAAUUAUUUAAAACCAUUAUUUCAUGCUUGUGGGAAAUUUUUACUUAAUCCUUUAAGUCAUAAAUCUAGAAAAGGACAAUAUACAUUUUCAAUCAAAGUAAUUAAUUCAAUUAGAGAUGGAGUUAGAUUGUUAUUACAAGAAACUGAUUGUUUAUCAAGAUCAAAUGAAAUUGUCACCAAGAAACCAAUUGUUAGAAAAUCAAGAAAAUCUUUAUUGGCCGAUUGGUAUAAUCUUAUGGUUAAAGCUAAUGAAUACAAAGGUACUUCAAAUUUUAAUAAAAUUGAAAUCUUAACAUUAAUGAUUUAUCAAGUUACAAGAAAAGCUGUCAAUUUCUUACAAGUUUGGUCAUCUGAGCGAGAUAACAUCGCACGAGAACAACAUGAAGAAUCUCAAUCACAACCACAAUCUCCAGAACAAAAAGCACGAAAACAUCGUGAUGAUAUGAAUGAUUUCCCCUUAUUAAAAACCCCACCAUUUGCCAAACAAAGAAUAACGGAAAUUAAUGGUAUUCUUUAUUCUUAUUUUGGUUUAAUUUUGGGAAGAUUGGAUUUAAUUGAACAUAAUUCAGUUGGAUGUGAAAUUUUGGAAACUUUAACUCAUCAAAUAAUUCUCCUUCUUCGUGAAUUAUUAUUCAUAUCUAAAUCAGGUUCCGAUUUCUCGUCGGAAAAACCCAAUGAUUUAGAUUCUUCAUUGGAUGGAUUAUUAUCAUUAGUUAGUGAUUUGGUUGGCAGUGUUAAGAAUCUCGUUGCCAGAAAUGUGAAUGAUAUGUCUGUGGCUCGUAAUAGUGGUCAAACAUCAUUUUCAUCUCCUCUGGUUCAUGGAGAUCGUGAUUAUCAAUAUACUCCAGAAGGUGGAGAUUUGAUCCAAAUUGCAUCAAAAAUGGUUAAAGCUAUAAGUUUAACUGUUACUUCAAUUCGAAAAUUAUUAGAAGUCACGGGUGAUUUUAAAUUAAGUUCAGAAAGAUCAUAUCCUGAUUAUUCCAUAAUGAGAAUCGAACCCGAUGAAUUUGUUCGGAAAUGUUCAAUGGGAAUCGCAAGAAAUGAAAAUAUUAAUCAACAAUUAAAUGGAUUCAAUAUUAGUCGAAGAUAUAAAGCCAAUAGAUAUUCUAUGAUUAGAUCAGGUCAAACUGGAGAUUUGGGCUUCACCGAAGGUGGUGCAAGUAUUUUACAACAUAUUAUGACAAUUGACGAAGAUGAUGAAAAUAGUGGAUCUAUUUCUCCAUUUAAUGUGUUUUCUGCCGAAUUUGAACCAUUUACUACGGAUAAGGAAUUGGAAACUAAUAUCAAUGAUGAAUUAUUAGUUGAUAGUUCAGGGAAUUUGUUGGGUGCUUCAUUUAAAGGAUUGGUUUAUACUUUGACUAAUGAAGAUUCUCCACCGGAAUAUUUCUUUGUAUCGACUUUUUUCAUUUGUUUUAGAAGCUUCGCUUCCGGGAUAGAUUUCGUGGAAGGAUUGAUUUCUCGAUUUGAUAUUGAAACGAAACCAUCAGAUGUAAGUCAAGAAAUGAAAUUGAAAAAGAGAAGAAGAUUAAUUGUUAAGAUGUUCCAAUUAUGGAUGGAAUCUUAUUGGAAUCAUGAUGCUGAUUAUAAUUUGUUAACCACUUUAAUCAAUUUCUUUAAUGAGGGUGUUAGUUUAUUAUUACCAUUGGAUGGAUUACGAUUAAUUGAAAUCGCGGCAAAAUUGUCUUCUAAACCAUUGGUGGAAAACAAACCAAGAAAACCAAGAAAUAACAAACAAUUAGUUGAAAGAAGUAUUGCCGUCAUCAAACCAAAUAAAAAGAAUGUUACUGAUCAUCAUUAUAUAAAUCCAAAUAGAUUUUCUGUGGUUGAUGGUUAUGAAUUAUCAAAAAUCAAUACUAAUUCUUCGACUUCAAGCUCAAUAAAAUCCAUGUCAUUGCCAAUGCCUUUAGGUGUUGGAAAUCAAACAUCUAAUUCUGGUUCACUUUUAACUAAAACUCAAUUAGUCACUAUUGAAAAAGCCAAUCUUACUUAUCGUUCCAUUGUGGGUAAUAGUUGGUGUUUGCCGAGAUAUAUUGAUAAUUCUAAAUAUAUCCCAUUGGAAUUGGUUAGUAUUUUACCUAAUUGGUAUACUAUUUGUGAACAAAGUUGGGUUUUAUCAAAUUAUAGACCUAAUUUAUUAGAUUUUAAUGGGUUGGAGAUUGCUAAACAAUUAACAAUUAUUGAAUCCCAGAUUUUCUGUUCUAUUAGACCCGAAGAAUUAUUGAAUCAAAAUUUCACAGCUAAGAGAGCUCAUUUGAAAUUAGCUCCAAAUGUCAGACAAUCAUUAUUGUUUACUAAUUGUCUUUCUGGUUAUGUGCUUGAAUCUAUUCUUCAACCUAAGAUCACCCAGAAAUUAAGAGUUAAUAUGGUUAAGACUUGGUUAAAGGUGGCAAUUUCCUGUCUUUAUUUAAGAAACUUCAAUUCUCUUGCUGCUAUUAUCACGGCAUUACAAUCUCAUUUAGUCACCAGAUUAUCUAAAUUAUGGGAUAAUUUAUCGGAAAAGUAUACUGAAUUAUAUGAUUAUUUAUCCAGAAUUGUUCAUCCAGAUAAGAAUUAUCUUAUUUAUAGAAACAAAUUGAGAAAUUUUUUGAUUUCAAAUGAUUAUAAUAUUCCAAUUGUACCUUAUUUUUCAUUAUUUUUACAAGAUUUAACAUUUGUAACUGAAGGAAAUCCAAAUUAUAGAAAGGCAAAUACAUUUUUAAAUCAAAAAUUAAUUAAUAUCGAUAAACAUUUAAAACUUUGUCGAGUAAUUGCUGAUAUUGAAACCUUACAAGUUUCCUAUUUGGAUUCCAAUGCAAAGAAACAAGUUGAAAAUAGAAGACACAGUUUAUUAUCAUUAUCAAGAACAAAUCUGGAAGAUAGUACCAACAACAAUAACAACAAUACCGUGGGGUUGAGUGAUUUCUUUGUGGCUCCAGUUCCCGCAUUACAAGAAUUGAUUUUGUUUGAAUUAUGGAAGGUUUGUCAGUUGAAUAAGACUGAAGAAGACAGGGCUUGGAAUUUGAGUUGUCUGAUCCAGCCUAGAGAUUCUGCUUAG
This is a messenger RNA of Hemisphaericaspora subhashii, 4527 nucleotides long. It is a transcript of the gene BUD5, whose product is annotated as Ras family guanine nucleotide exchange factor. Lineage: Eukaryota; Fungi; Ascomycota; Pichiomycetes; Serinales; Debaryomycetaceae. Gene Ontology annotation, biological process: Ras protein signal transduction; positive regulation of GTPase activity. Gene Ontology annotation, cellular component: plasma membrane. The record is from RefSeq and is a predicted model, not a curated record. The transcript has a single exon. Gene Ontology annotation, molecular function: guanyl-nucleotide exchange factor activity; protein binding. The coding region runs from base 1 to 4527 and encodes 1508 amino acids.